AUGACCAGCACCUCCGCCCCUUCUCGCAAGGCUCUGAGCAAGAUCGCAUGCAAUCGGCUCCAGAAAGAGCUUGUGGAAUGGCAGGUUAAUCCACCUGCUGGAUUCAAACACAAAGUCACUGAUAAUCUUCAAAGAUGGGUAAUUGAAGUCAAUGGGGCACCGGGGACUCUGUUCGCCAAUGAAACUUACCAGCUUCAAGUUGAUUUUCCUGAGCAUUACCCUAUGGAAGCUCCACAGGUUGUUUUUAUCCCUCCGGCUCCGCUUCAGGCUCAUAUUUACAGCAAUAGCCAUAUCUGUUUAGAUAUUCUGUAUGAUUUUUGGUCCCCAGCCAUGACUGUUAGUACCAUCUGUAUCAACAUUCUUUCUAUGUUAUCGAGUUCCACCGCGAAGCAACGACCUGCAGAUAACGACCGUUAUGUGAAGAACCGUAGGAAUGGCAGAUCUCCCAAGGAGACAAGAUGGUGGUUCCAUGAUGAUAAAGUGUAA
This is a messenger RNA of Cornus florida, 486 nucleotides long. RefSeq names its product probable ubiquitin-conjugating enzyme E2 18. The coding region runs from base 1 to 486 and encodes 161 amino acids. NCBI's taxonomy places the organism in Eukaryota, Viridiplantae, Streptophyta, Magnoliopsida, Cornales, Cornaceae. The record is from RefSeq and is a predicted model, not a curated record. The transcript is spliced from 6 exons.